AUGGAAAUGGGACUUAGCCCAAUUGUAUGUAUUGCUCAAGAUUAUAUUCAAGGAAAAACUGUGGAUGAUUCACGAUUACGUCAAGCGAUACUUGAAUUACCUGAUAAUAAAACAGAACAUCUUCCAGGCUAUUUACCUCUCGUACCAGGAGUGCCAGUUUUACUCACAGAAAACGUUGCUAUUGAGCUCGGACUGUCUAACGGUACACGAGGAAUCUUUCGUCAACUUGUAUACGAUGAAUCACCAGAAGAUGUUCGAUACCAAGAUAAGAAUUUUCCAUUAAAUACCAAGUUUAUAACGCAACCAAACAUGACAACACAUAAAAGCCAAGGACAAACACUCGGUAAAUUUAUCGUCGAUCUGGUCAUGCCUCCUGGCCCACCUGAAGUUGCAUCGGUUUAUGUUCCAUUAUCUCGUGUAAAGAGACUUGACGAUUUACUUAUCAUACGUCCAUUUGAAUUUGCAACACUCCAAGUUAAACCAUCAACGGCCCAAAUAGCAGAACUUAAACGAUUAGAUAAAAUAGCACAAAAUACUCGGAAACACUUUCAAUUCAUUGUUUAA
This is a messenger RNA of Rotaria sp. Silwood1, 564 nucleotides long. NCBI's taxonomy places the organism in Eukaryota, Metazoa, Rotifera, Eurotatoria, Philodinida, Philodinidae. The record is from the annotation of a GenBank genome assembly.